This is a messenger RNA of Fusarium verticillioides 7600, 1279 nucleotides long. RefSeq lists its product as hypothetical. Gene Ontology annotation, biological process: regulation of DNA-templated transcription. The coding region runs from base 1 to 1029 and encodes 342 amino acids. NCBI's taxonomy places the organism in Eukaryota, Fungi, Ascomycota, Sordariomycetes, Hypocreales, Nectriaceae. The record is from RefSeq and is a predicted model, not a curated record. The transcript is spliced from 3 exons. Gene Ontology annotation, molecular function: zinc ion binding; DNA-binding transcription factor activity, RNA polymerase II-specific.
AUGUCGUUUGAUUCCUUCAGCAUGUAUCAGCUUGAUACGCCAAAUAUGCUAGGUGGCCAGAAUGCCCAAUCUUCACAUGACAACUUUCAAUUAAGUCCAUUCGAUACCUGCCAAGUCCCUGGCAUGAUUCAGUAUCAAAUGGAUAUGCAGCAAGAUCUACAGGAAGAUGAGGAACCAAAAUCAAAUCCGAGGCCCAAGCUCGGCUACAAGCGAGCCUCAUCAGCAUGCAAGCAAUGCAGGCAUCGCAAGAUAAGGUGUAUCGCCUCUUCUUCCGACGCCCAAGCUCGUUGCGUCAGCUGCGUUCGUUUGAAGAAAGAGUGCAGCUCUUACCUCACGGGCCGGUCAUCUGCUGAUGGCUCUGAUCUCAUUCGAGUAGCCAGGUUCUCUCCUUCUACCGAUGGAGGCUCAGACGCAUAUGAUCUAGCACAGACUUCUGCCAGCAUGGAGCAAUAUCUAGACAUUCAAAAGCCACCGUUGGAUUCCUCCAAAACGAGGGCUACAGCUUCAGUAGCCCCCAUAGGCAAUGGCAUCUCGUGGGCAGAUGACUUUGCAUCUGGAAUGAGAGUAGAAGGCCAGGUUAAUCUCAACAUGAGAAGCCAAAGUCUUCCAGAAUGGGAUGCUGCAGUCAUGGGGCAUGUUUCAAAUGCAAACGCAGUCGACUUCGACUCGGACCACAGGGGGCAGCUCUCAGAAGUCCCUGCUAUCUCACACUUCCCACCACCAAUGGAUAUGUCAAUUCCAUCAACUUCAUCAAUCCCACAGCACGCAAACCCUCUAUCUCAAGCAGAUCUCAACUUUUCGUGGGGCUCAAACUCCUAUGCACUGCCAAUACGGUCCCUGUCCGGGAUGCCUGAGACCGUGAAUAACGGCAACAUGGUCCACGUAGGCGGGGAUGCUGUCUUUGAUUUUCAGUCGAGCCCUUCCCCCGGCACCAACCAACCAUUUCCUUUGCAGAUCACCCUGGCAGCACAGGGUCGCAGUCAGUCGUUGCCUUAUAACGGUUAUACCUUUGAUUCAUUCUGGGAAUGAUGAUUGGGGACGCCCAGACGACGAGCUAGACUCUCUAGUAUAAGUACCAGUAUUAUAGGAAGGUAAAAGACUGUAUGACAUGGCGUUUAUUAUAGCGUUUGGAACGAUAAUGAGUUAUUGGUAAUGGAAAGACUGUAUGGACUUCAUUGUGAUAGUUUAGAAAGGUUCAGUCGACGGAUCGUCACAUCAGCUUAGUGUGUUUAACUUUGAGUGUAUUUUUAACUUCACUCUGUCCUUUUUUGAUCCUUGU